Messenger RNA from Scutellospora calospora, 627 nucleotides. NCBI's taxonomy places the organism in Eukaryota, Fungi, Glomeromycota, Glomeromycetes, Diversisporales, Gigasporaceae. The record is from the annotation of a GenBank genome assembly.
AUGUUUACCACCGAUAGAAGUCGUGAUUUUGGUAAAUGGUGCAUAAUGCUUGGUCGUGGAAUCUUGGCUCUUAUUGACACAAAUUAUUGUUCUCCAAAGCUAACUGCACCAAAAAAAUACACACCAAAAAUGCCAACUUUGAAAAAAUCAAACGCAUCUUUACUCGAUUUAUCAAACCGUCUUGUCAACAAAUUCUCAGAAAUUUCUUCAUUUACUGAACUUGAUGAAAUUCCAAAGGAUAUGGCUAACGAUUGUUAUCGUCCACGAGUUCCAUCCGCACUCAAUCCUAAUAGAAAUUCUGAACGAAAAAAUAUAAACAUGUUUCCAAGUAAAAGACAUUCUCAUUUAGCUUCUACCAAACAAAAACGUAGUAUGUCCGUAAAGUUGAUAAAUUCUACCGCCGCCAACCGUGUAAUGAUUAAACAAAAAUCUAAAUAUUAUUCAUUAUCGAUAAAUCAAACUAAUGAAAUAAUAGAGACACCAGAAUAUAUUGCUAUUAAAAAUUCUUCUGCCAUUAAUAAUGAAAUCAAAGAUAAAAAUGUGAAACUUUAUGAAGAUCGUCCAACAAUUCAUCAACAAGAACGUCGUUUACAUAACAAUAAACCUCCAUCUAUUGAAUGGGCGUAG